This is a messenger RNA of Metopolophium dirhodum (rose-grain aphid), 1955 nucleotides long. It is a transcript of the gene EndoB, whose product is annotated as endophilin-B1. NCBI's taxonomy places the organism in Eukaryota, Metazoa, Arthropoda, Insecta, Hemiptera, Aphididae. The record is from RefSeq and is a predicted model, not a curated record. Gene Ontology annotation, molecular function: protein binding. Bases 178 to 1212 code for a protein of 344 amino acids. The transcript is spliced from 9 exons. Gene Ontology annotation, cellular component: cytoplasm.
CUACACGGAGGGCACGAAUACAACGGCUAUCAUCAGAGGUCUCUGUGUUCCGAAAUUCUCAUCUAAUCAUUUUUUUUCAUCUCCAAUAAAACAUACAAAUUACGCAUCGAUCUGACAGGCGACAGCUCAGUCAGCCGUCCAUAUUGUCAUCCCGUUACAUUUAUCGUCGUGCUCGUUAUGGACAUGGAAAACGUAAAACAGAUAUUCAGAGACGCUGGCACCGCGAUCAGCCGAGCCGUACAAUUUACAGAAGAAAAAUUGGGUAAAGCAGAGAAAACAGAACAAGAUCCAAAUUUUGAACAACUAGUCACUUUUUGUGAUAACACUAAACAGAACACCGAAACUAUAUUGAAGAACAUGGAAUUUAUUUUGAAUUCUAAUCCUGGCAUGAGAGUGGAAAAUCUUUUUUUCUUGGACAAGAAAAAAUCUGGACUCAGCAGCUCAGAACAUUUAGGAAUUGCCAUGACGGAAGCUGGGAACGAUUUUGGACCAGAUACAGCUUAUGGUAGUGCACUUAUAAAAGUUGGAAAUAUACAGCAAACACUGGGACUGAAUCAAAGGGAAUUCAUCAAAUCAGCCAAUGACUGUUUUGUGAACCCAAUGAAUAAAUAUUUAGAAACUGACAUGAAGACUGUUGUCAAGGAACGUUCACUAUUAGAAAAAAGAAGACUUGACUUAGAUGCUUGCAAAACUCGAGUGCGCAAGACCAGAAUGCUUGCAACUACUAAAGUUAAGCAAGAUGACUCUGGUCCUACUAUGGAAGAGUUAAUAGAUAAGGCUGAACAUGAUCUCAAGGUAGCUCAAGAAGAGUAUAAUCGUCAGGCAGAAAUUACCAAACUAUUGAUGGAAGGUGUUCCCAGUGCACACCCGCAACAUUUGCAACAUUUAUUAGACUUUGUUGAUACACAAGCAGCUUUUUAUUUAAAAUGUCAUGAGUCUUUAAUGAGCCUUCAAUCAGAUCUUUCCGGAUUUCCAUCAGACCAAGACAAUAUUGCGACAUUAUCUCCUGAUACUCCUGCAUUGGGACGUAUACAACAAGCAAAAGUUAUUACUAGUCAAGAACCACGAGAUGCUCAUGAUUUAAGAUUAAGUGCAGGAGAAAUCAUUAGUAUUGAUGUAAAUUCCGACAUCGGUUCAAACUAUUUUAUUGGUAAAAAAAUUCAAAAAGGAAAAGUUUAUAAAAGCAAUGUUAGACUUUUAAAUCAAGGUUAAAUUACUUCUUUAUCACUUCAUUUACAUUCCCUAUUGAACAAUUUUCUUAUUACUUUUAAUUUUCUUUCUAUCUUUCCAAACUUUUUGCUUACAUACUAUUUCUCAUUUAUUAAACUUGAAAUGAUUUACUUAAAAAUCACAAUCUAGCAUGUUAGGAACAUUAUUUUGUUAUAAAAUUAGUAUGUAUUACAUACUAAUAUAUGUUUUUGAUUUGUUCAAUUUUAUUAUUUCUAUGUGUUAAUGAACAUUUGUGAACUCAAUCAAUUGAUCUGAUGUUUAUUGUUGUAACAAAUUGUAUGUGUAUUUGUUUAUAUUGUACCAUUAUAAUUGAAAAUAACAUUGUAAUUAUUUAUAAUUUUGACAGUUAAUAUUUCAUUACUAAUGAACUGUAAUAAUUUUCACAAAAUUGGCUCAACACUUCAAUUUAUAAUGUACAAAAAUAUUGUUCUUAUCAUUACUAUUUUUUUCAGAAUACCAAGAGUAAUAACAAAAUAUUACCUAUAAUAUAAAGAUAAAUUACAGGGAGAAAUAAUUUAUUAUUAAAGGAAACUUAAAUUUCUGAAAAAUUGCUAAACUUUUAAGUUAAAAGGUGUAUUUUUUAUUAUAUCCGUUCAAAAAGUAAAAUUUAAUAACAAUAUUACAAACAAACUAAAUAAUUGUUCCAUUUAUCAUGUUCAUUGUAUAGAAUGAAAAUAAAACUUGCCAAAUUUUAGGUAUGACGAACCCUCAAUAAAAUUAAAUAU